AAAACACACGCGUGCUCGAGGGGGAAACCUGGUGCCAAUUAACUCAAUGGCACAUGGAGUCGUGCUGCAGCGCGCGCAGACACACACAUACACACACACCACAGAACUUUCUCUCACACUGAUAUAUUGGUUAUUUUCGUGGUGUCCGGGAUGCUGCGCCAGGAUUCCUGAAUCGGUUUUAGUUUUUAGUUUAAAAAAUGGGAUCCGUUUCCACGCUCCUGUGGCUCACGUACUGCGUGGCGGCCGCGUGCGGAGGGAGCGCGGCUGAGGUGUGCACAGGCGCGCGGUGCGCCUCGGCUCGCGCGGGCACGCCGCGGCGCCCGGCCGUGCCGUACACCAUCAUCCACCCGUCCGCGGUCGCGCGCCAGGAGAGGGCCGGGGGCAGGGGGGCCACGGCGGAGGAGCGUGCGCAGACGCAGACGCAGACCCAGGCGCGUGCACAUGCACAUGCACGCGGCGGAUGCGCCGGCGCCGAGCAGUGCGCGCAGUCCAAGCGGCAGCCGUGCGCCGGGCGCGAGUGCAUCACGCACAUGCGCGACGGAGCAGAGCGCGCGCCCCGGGAAUUCGCAAAUAAGAAUGGAAUUCAGCUGUCGUGCGACGUCAAACCAGGUUCUAAUGAAGUCCCCUCUGAGGAUGCCCUGGUGCUGCAGAUUCACUUGGAAAAGGGCCAGGAGAAGCUUGUGGAGGAGCUCCAGGCUCAGCAGACUGAGGCGAGGCAUCUCCAGAAUGGGUUGAAGGAUCAGCAGGACAUCCUGCAGGCCCAGCAGAAGGAGAUUCUGGAUCAGCAGCGUAUGAUUUUUGAACAGAUGGAGCAAGUGAAGGUGCAGUACCAAAUGGUUAUAGACAACUUCAGAAAUAUGGCCCAGUACAAAGAUCUUGAGGGACAUCUGGACAGCUUCAGGUCUGAGAUAAGGACCCACUCCCCGGAGGCUUACACCAUGCCCAAGGUGAACAUGGAGGAGAGUGUGAUAGAGGUUGGAAGACAGAGGCCUGGAUGUAGCUCCUGUAAAGCGGAUGAGUAUUGUGAGUUUUCUGGAGAUUGGCCGAGAUGUGAAAAGUGUACCGUUUGUCUUCCAGGAUUUUUCCUGGUGUCCCAGUGCUCCACUCACACAGACCAGAUGUGCCAGGACAGAGAUGAAUGUUUGGAGAUAGAUCACUUGUGUGGUGACCAAAGUCGGUGUCUCAACACGCCAGGUGGAUUCCGAUGUACAGGAAUGUCAACAGAAGAAGCAGCAGCUGGAAUGUGUGGUCAUUCGUAUUUCUUCAAUUCUGAGCUGCAGGAAUGCCAGGCGUGUUCAGAAUGUGAUUCCCAGGCCAGUGCAUCUCCUUGCUCAGCUAUGAGGGACACAAUUUGUUUCAGGUUCUCUGAGACUCUGAGAUUGUCCCUUUCCUGGUCCGGGGAGGUGUCUCUGGUCCAAGGCAGCGAGUUCCCCAAUAUGCAGCUGCGCAUCCAAGGGAAAAGCGAUGAAGCUCUUGUUUCUUGUGCCAAAAACUGGUUAGUUCUGCAUCAGCAUGGACUUGUGUGGGUCGAUCAUAACCUAGCUUUGAGGCACGGAUGCCGUAGUUUUGUCCAAGCAGGUUUGAGGUUUAAUUCCAGUGAUGACGGAGGAAGGGACCUGAGUGGAAUGCGCAUGGAGCAAAGGGAUGGGAAAUCCCUCCAGAGCAUCAGCGUGAGUGGGGUGACCAUUGUGGAUCCAGGUCACACGUUGUCUCUGUUUCUCAAGACCACCAGUAAUCAUUGUAAUGCUGAAAACGAGAUGGUGCACCUUCAAAAUGGCCUCGUUGCACCGUUCAGUUUGUUCUGGCUUUCUCACGAUACGGGGGCUAUAGCCAUGACCGCGCAGAUCCUGGUUUCAGCACAUUUCCAUUCAAAUUACCGGCCAACCUUCCGUAUAUCUUUAAUCUCAGAUCCCUACAUGGUGACCCUCAGCCAUGACAAUCGCGAAAUACACUUUACAGAGAAGGGCACAGUGAAAUUCGUCCUGCAGCAAGCGCUCUACUCCAUGGGUCAAGCUUGUAUAUCCGAGGGAUUCCUCCUGGUCUCGUAUCUCAACCGGAACAGAAGCAGCGUCGAACUGGCACGAGUCUUCAAGAAUGGUGUUCACUACAGGGACACGUCCGUAUCCCUGUCUGCCGCCGCUGCAGUGGAUGCCGGAGACACUCUCACCUUUGAAAUCUUAGCACCAGCACAGUGCAGUGUGCGCUACUUCUGCGAUGACUCUGGGAUUAGCAUGCUAAGUCUGAUGUGGAUCCCUUCCUCUGUGUCCUCGGCCCUAUCAGCUACCAUAUCCAAACGAUUCCUUCCCUUCGGCGCUGUUCGAAACAAACCCCUGUUUUUUCACCAAACAUCACCCGCAGUGUCACAACUACAGCUAGCAAGCACAAACAUGCAGCACGCACAUCGUAAUUUCAUUUUUCGGGAAGCAGGAACAGUUAGCGUGGCUCUGGAUUUGAGGCUGAUCCAUUCCUGCAGCGUGAUUGAACUUGCUCUGGUUCAGCAGGGCGUGGCAUCGGUGGUACUCGCUCGCCAACUCGGAGGGCAGAUGCCAGAAGGUAGUGAGUGGGCUAGCUUAGGGCUAAGGGUGUCUUUCCCAGUGGAAAACGGCACAGAAGUCUAUUCCAUGGUGAACUGUGUGCGGGGACGCCUUAACCAGAUCGCCCACGAUGCAGGGAGUAGCAUUUCUAUCCUCUGGAUUGCAGCAGGUCAUGUUUAAGCAUGUUUUAGCUUGUUACCAAUGGUCUAACAUUGUGAUAAACAUCUUAGCGUUCUAGCAUCUAAGUUGAGCACAGGAAGUAAAAUUUCCAUCGCUCUCCCAAGAACGUUUGAUCACGUUGCAUAGCUUUAGCAUACUUUAAUCCCUAGCCUAGCACAGAUUGUGGUACAGAAAUAGCAUUUUUCACUAGCGUUAACCGAGCGGGAGUUUUGCAGGUCACAUUUUUUUUUUUAGCUUGUUCGCAUUAGUAGUGUACGUAUAGCACAGGCUUUUUUACAAACUAGCAUGCAGCAUGAAUGAAGCGAGAUUACACGUAGCAACAUUGAAGGAUGCAUGAGUAGGAUAUCAAUGAUAUCAUUGCACGGGUAGUGACACAAGAAUUAAGCAGGUCAGAAGAUUUAGCAUGGUUUACAGCUAUAGGUUUAGUGUAGCACAGGUUGUAUCUUAGUGUCAGCUGUAUAAUUUGUACAGUAUUUUGUAAAUAAAUAAAAAAACCUCUUUGUGUGUGCAGCUAUCUACCUGUCUAUAUCGAUCUGUCUGUCUGUCUGUCUGUGUCUACCUGUCUGUCUGUUGGUCUGUCUGUCUGUAUCUAUCUGUCUGUCUUUUUCUACCUGUCUAUCUGUCUAUCAUUUUAUAUCUAUCCAUCUUUGUUUAUAUCUCUUUGUCUGUCUUUUAGACAUUUCUAAAUGUCUAUAUUUAUCUCUCUCUCUCU
This is a messenger RNA of Silurus meridionalis, 3426 nucleotides long. RefSeq lists its product as uncharacterized. The record is from RefSeq and is a predicted model, not a curated record. The transcript is spliced from 4 exons. Gene Ontology annotation, molecular function: protein binding; calcium ion binding. NCBI's taxonomy places the organism in Eukaryota, Metazoa, Chordata, Actinopteri, Siluriformes, Siluridae. The coding region runs from base 198 to 2714 and encodes 838 amino acids.